GUGCAACAAAUUUCAUACUUAUUCGUUUUCGAAAAAUGGAUGAGAAUCGAUCGUUGCCCGCUUGUUUUAGUUUACCUUUGUCAAGACCAAUUUAUAAUGAACAAGCUCUAAAUUCGAGUCAUGUCGAAAAACAAAUUCUAAUUAAGCGUAGAAAAUAUAUGACGAUGCCUUUAACGGAAAAGCAAGUUAAAAAUUUAGCUGAUAAAAGAAAAUUUCGUCAAUGUAAUUAUAUACGAACUUUGGAAACGAAAACUUCACAACUUGAAACGCUUUACGAAUCAGCGCAAAAAGAAAUUAAAUCCUUAAGAGAAAGGAUAACGAUACUUGAGAAAAGGCUUACAUCCUCAGGAAUAGACGGAUAUUAUUGCGACGUUAAUCUGAACGAUGACAACAUCGAUAAUUCAUUGACGUCAUCGGCGAAGAAGCACAAUCUAAUCUAAUGAUUACUUACGAAUGAUAGUCGUUACAAUGGAUAAUACUUUCCAUAAUUUACUAUAUGGAGAAUUUUAAGGUUACGUUCAAGAACGAUACAAAAUUGUUAUCUGAUAUCAGUAUAACCUUAUAACCUUAUUUGAUUAUUUGGGUUUUAUGGCGGUUUAAAAUAACAUUUUUUUCAAUUAUAUAUUUUUCAGAUUAUUUUAUAAAGCUAGAAAAUUGGACAUUUUAACUAAACCACAUUUGUAUAGAAAACUGUUAAGCCGUUAAGGAUUAUAGAGAAAGCUUAGAAAGCUUUUUUUUUUUAAGGCGAACUAAAUAUUAUUAUUAUAUUAGUUCGUUAAAUAGACAUUUAGUCCUUUAAGCUUUUGGUUUUUUUUUUGUUAAAUUUUUAUAUAUAUAAAUAAAGAUAUUUGUUUAUUAUGUUGUAUAUUGUAUCUAUAAUUAUAUUGUUACAUUUUUAUUUGAUAUU
Molecule: messenger RNA, 907 nt
Organism: Rhizophagus irregularis DAOM 181602=DAOM 197198
Lineage: Eukaryota; Fungi; Glomeromycota; Glomeromycetes; Glomerales; Glomeraceae
Source: RefSeq, a predicted model, not a curated record